GACCUCAUCACACGCGUAACUGGCGUAUCACCCACACCCAGGACACCCAACCGCCCGGCUUGCCUCGUCUCCGACCGGCAGGUAUGCUCUGCCUGUGGCUGGCCCGGGUCGAGAGGGUUGCGCACUACGGCGAUUGGAAGCGAUCCUGGGACCCCUACCUCGUGCAGAUGCCGGGUUUUGGUUUCCAUCUGGUGGAGGGGCGACGGAGGGUUGCAGAGAGGCUGAAGAGACGGGCGGAGUCGAGCCCAUGCCGAAGCCCGCAGCGAGUUGCAACGUCGUACUCAAUGCAGAACAGGCGAGGACCUAGCUGGUGAUCCGGCGGAUGGGUGUUGGCCUCCUGGUCCUGGUGUACCGGUAUGGGGGGGCUACUGUUAAUAGGACAGAAAUGCUCCUCGUAACCCCCUACCUCCCGUUCGAUUUCCGCCCGCGACUUUGACUGCUUAUCCAAUCUUACGUCCAACUCCGUCCGACUCCGUCCAGCCCAUAUCUUGGUUGUCUGUCCCGAGCUCCGUCCCUACCUGACAGAUCAUCAUCCCACAUCUGGGCAUCACCUGAGAUCGCACCGUUCCGGCCCACAGCUUCAAGUUCAUCGCCGGGUGGGACCAGCAAAAAUGCCCCCACCGCCGACGAACUGGACACAUGCAGACUGAAUUGACAGCUACAACCGUAUGAGCGCGCAGAAUGGCUUCAAAUAAUGCAGAUCAGAACCCCCGCAGACCGAGCGACCCGGACGACCAGAAGGUCCGGGUCCAUUCCGGGACCACGGGCGCCAAGAUGGUAGCCCGAGGAGGCGCCUCUUCUCUUCUCCAAGGAGGAGGAGCAGGAGGAGGAGGAGGAGGAGGACCAGGCUCCGCCAGCGACUCGUUCGCGAACAACAGCCCCCCCAGCACCCACUUCACCAACUUCACCCCCAGCACGCCCAACACCGCCAGCACCACGCACGACGACCGGAGACACCUGAUCAACCGCGACGACUUCUCGGGCCUGCAGGUCGUCGAGCCGGGCCUCGAGGUGCCCCACAACAGCCUGCCCGAGGCCCUGCCCCCCUCGGACCCGGAGGCCCAGUACGUCGAGUACAAGGGGUGGGGCUCGCAGCCGCCCGAGGCCGUGGUGCUCCCCGGCGGCGGCUGGCCGCUGCCCGAGGCCGUCUCCCCCGGCGGCGACAACCCCUACACGCCCAUCAGCAAGCCCUACAGCAAGGCCAGCAGCGCGACGUACGCCGGCGGGCAUAACCCCUUCGAGGCGGAGAAGCAGCAGCAGCAGCAGCAGCAGCAGCAGGGCGGCCGGGACAGGAAGAUAUGUGGCCUGCGGAGGGUGGUGUUCUGGUGCGUGCUGGCCGUGGUUGUGUUUGUGAUCGUUGCUGGUGUCGCGGUUGGGGUUGGCGUGGGCUUGGGGACGAGGAGUGAUAGUAGUAGUUCGAGCACAAGCUCAAGCUCAACAUCAACAAGCGACAUCAGCAGCAUCCCGUCAGCAACGGCCACCGCCUCCGCAACACCAUCAUCGCUCAUCCAGUGCCCCUACGCCAACAGGACCGUCUACAGCCUCGAGUCCCAGCAGGACAAGGACUUCCUCGUGCUGUGCGGGCGCGACUACAACAGCUGCUGCGGCGCCGCCGACAUGCUCACCAUCAACGCCACCACCUUCGAGGGCUGCCUGGAGCGCUGCGGCGGCCAGGACGGGUGCGUGGCCGUCGGGUGGGGCAACUACUACGGCGUCGACACGUGCUGGCUCAAGAGCGCGUACGGCGAGCCCAACUGGAGCGGGAACUGGUACGCCGCUGUCCUGGUUGAGUCUUGAGUCGGGGAUAGGAGGAGGUUACAAGACAUGACCUCGAGCGAGGUGGGGAGGGGAGGAGCCCCUUAACUGUUGGUGUUGACUACAGUAUCUAUGGUGAUCUGAAAAGCACCAUCAAGACCGUGCAAAUUAAACCACGGGCAUAUAUAUAUAUAUAUCACCGGCGAAACGAACGCCGUGCGGACUGUUUUAGUCCUCAAGUCGACAGAGAUGUUAGGACAUCAAGGAGCUGGACACAUUAACGGCAGGGCGGGAUAUCUGAUUUCCUUUGGAAGAGCGACAUGGAGUUCAGGAUACGGCGCAUACCAGGGGACGACCCCCCAAGACAACCACCAUGUCUCUUUUAACGGCCGGGCACUUUGGGGGAACUGUUUGGACAUGUUUUGCGAGUUUAGAUAUUGUGUAGGUUCAAUACCAACACCACUACUAUGCCGCCCGGGCACCCCAACCACCCACUUGAUAUUCUUUUCUU
Diaporthe batatas is the source of this 2266-nucleotide messenger RNA. RefSeq lists its product as uncharacterized. The coding region runs from base 682 to 1797 and encodes 371 amino acids. The transcript has 2 exons. Lineage: Eukaryota; Fungi; Ascomycota; Sordariomycetes; Diaporthales; Diaporthaceae. The record is from RefSeq and is a predicted model, not a curated record.